AUGGCUCCCGUCAAGCGUAGCUAUGACGAAGAAACACAAUGUUCCAGUUGGACCAAUGAACAUCCUGGUUCACCCGUGAAACGUCCUCGCUCAGAACCAUCCCAAACUUUGCCAAACUUCAACAACAGCUCAAUUGAAGUUUCCCUUUCUCCUCCAGCCUCAGAUCACCAUCAAAUCAACUGUCCGUGGUGCUCGGAAUUUUUUGAUGCUCCCGAAGAUGGAGUCUUCUCAGCUCAUAACGCCUUGAAAGAGCAUAUUGCACUUGCACAUCCUCGCAUUGCCAAUCUUUCGGUACGUGAGGAUGAAAUCAAGGAAGAAGAUUCAGAUAUCACUAUGGCAGACCACCAUGACUUGGUGAAUGGUCAUUUGAAAGGGGUUUUGAGUAGUCACGCUGCCGUCACAGCUCCUGCAACAGACGCGGACGUCACUCCUAUUGGAUCACAGACUCCUGAACUUGGCUUGAGUGCUAGAGCUGCCGAAUCUCUUGACAGCAAACUGCAUGACCUCGAACGUCAGCAGGUCCACGCCGCCAACGCAGAAAAGCGCCUGAUGAAAUGCUGGAACUUGCACGAUGCCCGGAAGUUCAAUCCUGACUACGAUAACACUACGGCAGAUCUUGAAGACACUUGGUGCUAUAUCUUCGAUGACUCCAAGUCAACAAACAAGAAGACCAACGGCAAGAAAUUAAUCCGCCCUGAUCCAUAUCUAAGUGACACGACAGAAAAGGGAGGUUUCUUGAAAAUCACUCCUGUGGAUAAAUAUCUCGACACACUCACCAACUUCGAAUCAAUGCCUACCGAUCAACUUCAAGCUGCAGCUCAAAAUGUCUACCAUGCUUUGAAGACUUGGCAAGAUGAGUGGAUGGCCAUUGAAGAUCUCAGCAAAAGAGUCACCACCAAACCCAAAAAGUCCUCCAAUCCCCGCGCAUUGGACCCUCCUGAAGUCUUCCGGGAUAAGAAAGAAGCCAUGCUCUACGGCUACAAGUAUGAUGCUUCGAUUCAUGAACCAAAGAAACGUGAAGCAAACAACAAUGAGACCACUUUCAAGUGUCAAGACCCUUUUGUGCAAGGGGGCUUUAGACCUACUGCAGCUCAGCUACGCAAGAUGCAGACCGAGGUCGGGAAGAACAAUUCGAACCCUGACAACUUCAGGACGAUGACAAGAAAUGGACAGGAGUAUGCUCCUAAAUUCCAAGAUCCACCAUUGAUUCCAUUUGACGCACGAGGAUCAACAAAUCGAAAGCGCAAAUUGCCUCAAGGCGAAAUCGCUGCCCUGAGACAUCCUAGUGUCCACGACAGCACUACAGCUUUUGAAUCCGAUCUUGAUGGUCAGCCUUUCAAGCGUGUCACUCGUUCGGUCAACAAAACAGAAAACCCUCAGACUCAGACUGCACCACCAAGCCCUGGCACGCGUCCUCGUGGUGGAAAGAAACGUAGAGGCCAGAAAGCACAACCUGUCAACAACACUACCAUCACAUCCCAGCCUACUAAUCUCGCUACCAAUGUUGCUUUCCAAACAGUCACUUCGAAUACUGCAGGCACGCCGACUGAUAACACGUUUUCAACUGCCAAUGAAACCGCUCCUUCAUCACGCGCUAUCACCUCUCCACCUGCUGAUGGCAUGACGUCUGUUUCCGGCUCAGAGCAAGCUGACAUCACUCCUGCUCCCAUGCCCGCCCUUGCACCCGCAGCACCGGGAGCACCUCCAGCUCUCGCUACUCUACCUCAAAACCUUGCUGAACCGGGCGAAGUACUCAGUGAAGCAGAACUCAGACGUCGCGACAAAAUUGCGAAUUCCAAGAAUCCACGCCGAACAAUGGCUAUGCUUGAUCACUGGGGCAAAUUUCACAAGGACGGACGAACCCGGAAGCCCAAGCGAACAAAGGAACAAAUGGAAGCCGAUAGACUUGCAGAAGAAGCGCGCAGAGCGAACGGACAAAACCCUCCCAGAAAACGUAGGCGUAAGGCUGCCACUAGUACAGUCGAUAGCGCAGCUACACAACAACAAACUGCAACCGCCUCCACCACGACUAUGGCCACGGCUACUUCAACUACUAAUGCAACCGCAACUGUAACUGCGACUGCGUCAGGAUCAACGAUUAUGUCUCUGCAACCUCUCUCGAUUCAGCCAGCUGCCACGUCAACAUCAAUUGCACCAGUUGCUCCUCCUCCUCUUCCUCCAGCAAGGACUAUGAACCAAGUUUACCCCAUUCCGCUCAAUGAGCCUCCUCGACCUCAACCCUCGCGAAGCUUUCCAUCUUUACAUCCUUUAAUUCCGAUCGCCCCGCCUGAACGUCAGCCAGCCAUGACAUCUUACACUUCCCAGCCAGUCUUGCCUAGUGUUGAUAGAAACACAGCUCCUCCUCGCUGGACUGCUCCUUCUCAGUAUUACACCUACGGCAAUCCGCCACCACCCUCGCCUUAUCACCCAUACGGACAAACUCAAUACCCACCACCUCCGCCUCCGGCUCAACUUCAUCAGCCCCGCCGUGACACGGGUCGCCCUGAGACUAUGCAACCUAGUGCAAACUACCCUUUUGAUGUCCGCCGACCUCGACCUCCUCUUCCACCUCUCCAGAAUCCACCUAGGCCGUGA
Talaromyces amestolkiae is the source of this 2595-nucleotide messenger RNA. RefSeq lists its product as uncharacterized. Bases 1 to 2595 code for a protein of 864 amino acids. Lineage: Eukaryota; Fungi; Ascomycota; Eurotiomycetes; Eurotiales; Trichocomaceae. The record is from RefSeq and is a predicted model, not a curated record. The transcript has a single exon.